Molecule: messenger RNA, 504 nt
Organism: Fusarium mangiferae
Lineage: Eukaryota; Fungi; Ascomycota; Sordariomycetes; Hypocreales; Nectriaceae
Exons: 2
Coding region: 1-504 (167 amino acids)
Source: RefSeq, a predicted model, not a curated record
AUGGACCAGGUAUUGCGCACCCUUUACAGCUCAGACCCAGGCGCCACGAAGUUCUCGAUGAGUGAGGCCAAGGAGAUCGCCAUUCUUGCAGACAAGUACGGAAUGGUCGAGCGUCUCCAGGUGUUCGCAUCCUUCUGGCUUCUCAACGCCGCCAAGACCGACAAUGUGGAUGUGAUUACCGAAAAUGAAUGGAACACCUUGGUUGUGGCAUACAUACUCAAGGUCGACUGGGCAUUUUUCGACGUAACCAAGAAUAUGCGCCCGAAGACUACUAGCGUGAUCGAGUUCAUAAACCACUUUCACGACAAACAUACUGGUCUGCGCCUUGGAAUGGCCAUUGAAGAACUGCGCAACACACACCUCAAGUUGCAGGACAAGCAUAAUUAUUGGAGUGAUUGGGGCCUCUGUUUGUUCUGCUUUUCUCACGCAACCGAGUCUUUUACUCAGCAGUGUGCAGGAUGUAGCUAUCCUGAUCGCCAUGAUCCAUGGAGUCGGCUGAAGUAA